CCCCGGAGUCUUUGCCUGCGAGCGAGCGCCGUCACUCAAUGGUGCAGCAAGGCAGCGCGCACGUGCUACGACAGUGCGCGUGACGGUCCACAUGUGAAUUACCUGAGCUGUGCAUGAGAGCACCAGAUCACCUCACUCAGCCAAUGUAGCAGCCACAGGACCGGGCAAAGUCUGAGAGGAAACGGCGACGAACGGAGGCCAGAUCGCGAAAAGUAGCGCCUAUGACAGCCUCCCUGGUCCUAAACCCUCGCUGGCCAGCGGACGCGGUGAUGUUUGUGUAUGACAACAACCUGGACGACCUGAACAAGAACAUGGAGGGGCUGGUGGGAAGCGGCAACUUCGCUGCAGCCACAGCGGCAAGCCAGUGCCGCAACAUUAUGGCGCACUCGGCGGCCGCGGCUGCUCUGGGCGGCCACCCAUCCGGCCUGAUGCACUCCUCAGCCGGCUACUCCACAGUGGACGUGUCCGCCUCUGGCUCCAGCGAGACCGGCGCCUCUUCGGGGAAGCAGUGCACGGCCGGACCGUGUCCGGCGGCCGCCGUCCCGCAUCAGAGCUCAUCCGCAGCCACCGCGUUACCGUACAGCUAUUUUGGUAACGGCUACUACCCGUGCAGGAUGGGGCGGGGUCCCCUUAAAUCAUGCACCCAGGCGGCCGGAGCCGCGCUCAGCUCACAAUACAUGGACACGACGGUGAACUCUGACGAAUACACGAACCAUCGAGCCAAAGAGUUCGCCUUUUAUCACGGCUACCCGAGCCCCUACCAGUCCAUGGCCAGCUACCUGGACGUGUCGGUGGUCCAAACACUGGGUACCGGGGAGCCGCGCCAUGACACCCUGCUCCCCAUGGACAGCUACCAGCCCUGGGCUCUGACCAAUGGCUGGGGGGGACAGAUGUACUGCUCUAAGGACCAGGGGCAGGCUGGCCACCUCUGGAAGUCCGCCCUCGCUGAUGUGGUGGCGCACCAGCACGACGGCUCGCCUUUCCGCCGAGGCAGAAAGAAGCGGAUACCGUACACCAAGGUCCAGCUGAAGGAGCUGGAGAAAGAGUACGCCGCCAACAAGUUCAUCACCAAGGACAAGAGGAGGAAGAUCUCGGCCGUGACCAGCCUGUCCGAGCGGCAGAUCACCAUCUGGUUCCAGAACAGGAGGGUGAAGGAGAAGAAGUUCGUGGCCAAAGUGAAGACCAGCGCGCCGUAGCACGCCGACCCAUGUUGUUUGGACGAUAUCACGAAAGAACUGGCUUUGACUAAAAAAUGAACUGAUGCGAAGUGCCAAAAAGAGAGAAAAAUUACGAAAUUCGAUGUGGAGGACCAGGACUGUGGAAUGGAACAAGAAAAGACCAACAAAAAGGACAAAAAGGACAAAAAAGGUUAAAGAAAAGAACCAAAGCCCUCUGACCUUCUUUUCAGGGGCAUCCUGUAAAUACAGCACCUUCCUGCCUGCUUCGAUCUGUCUGUCUCCUGUCUGUGUUUUACUGUUUGUCAGUGUUGUGAGUGACCAGUAGUCAAUAGCUGAAAACACAUUAUUAUACUGUCUGUCCACAUUGUUUAAAACGCUUGUAAACCAGUAAUCAAAAUAAAUUCUUUUAAUCCUCA
Molecule: messenger RNA, 1594 nt
Organism: Paralichthys olivaceus (Japanese flounder)
Lineage: Eukaryota; Metazoa; Chordata; Actinopteri; Pleuronectiformes; Paralichthyidae
Gene: hoxb13a
Product: homeobox B13a
Biological process (GO): regulation of transcription by RNA polymerase II
Molecular function (GO): RNA polymerase II cis-regulatory region sequence-specific DNA binding; DNA-binding transcription factor activity, RNA polymerase II-specific
Source: RefSeq, a predicted model, not a curated record